Messenger RNA from Aspergillus candidus, 1426 nucleotides. Its product is annotated as Rab family GTPase YPT1. Lineage: Eukaryota; Fungi; Ascomycota; Eurotiomycetes; Eurotiales; Aspergillaceae. Gene Ontology annotation, molecular function: GTPase activity; GTP binding. The record is from RefSeq and is a predicted model, not a curated record. The transcript is spliced from 5 exons. The coding region runs from base 200 to 805 and encodes 201 amino acids.
GCCUGCUCUCCUGCACUCAACAACUGCCAGUUCAAGACGCCGCCCAAGUCCAUCCAAGUCUACACCUUUAGGCAAUCACUACAUCGCUUCUUCUACCGCCGUUCUUGUCUUUAUCAUCCACCCACUACUUUCGACUCUCUCACCUUGCUUCAGAAGAGCCUCCGCCUAACCCAGUGAAUACAUCCUCCCGCCAUCCAUCAUGAACCCCGAAUACGACUAUCUAUUCAAGCUUCUCCUUAUUGGAGACUCCGGCGUCGGAAAGUCCUGUUUGCUGCUUCGAUUCGCCGAUGACACCUACACAGAAAGCUAUAUCUCCACCAUCGGUGUCGACUUUAAAAUCCGAACUAUCGAACUGGAUGGAAAGACCGUGAAGCUCCAAAUUUGGGAUACUGCAGGCCAGGAGCGCUUCCGCACCAUCACUUCGUCCUACUACCGUGGUGCUCACGGUAUCUGUGUUGUUUAUGAUGUUACCGACAUGGAUUCGUUCAACAACGUGAAGCAGUGGCUGCAGGAGAUCGAUCGCUAUGCCACCGAGGGCGUCAACAAGCUGCUUGUUGGCAACAAGAGCGAUAUGGAGGACAAGAAGGUCGUGGAAUACACAGUGGCAAAGGAAUUCGCUGAUAGCCUUGGAAUUCCCUUCUUGGAGACGUCUGCCAAGAAUGCCUCGAACGUGGAGCAGGCCUUCUUGACGAUGGCAAGACAGAUCAAGGAACGCAUGGGCACUGCUACCGUCAACAACAAGCCGACUGUGCAAGUCGGACAGGGUCAAGGUGUUCAGUCCGGGUCUGCAGGCGGAUGCUGCUAAACGAACCAUGAAGUAUCGUGCUCUGCGCCCAUUUGACUGCAAUAGAAUCACAGAAUCUAUUCACUGCUUCCCGGAAUCGGACGGUCUAGUUUGACUGCACCAUAGCACAGGCUGUAUCACGGAUAUCCCCUCCCCUUGUUCCUCUUUUUGCCCUCCCCUCCCCUUCCGCCCGGCAGACUUCUUCUCUUCCACUUCCCUUUCUCUUUGUUCCUAUCGAACCACGUGGUCGAUUUCUUCGCCAUGUUUUAGACGGCCUGUGUUUCUGUCCUCUAUAUGCUUAUUCUGCAGGUGUUUAUGCUCUCUAUCUUCUUUGUUGUUCUGUUUCCCUUAUCUCUCCGUUUUAUUUGUGGCUUCCCUGCAGCAUUUUCAUUUCAGAUCUCGCCUUAAUCUCUCUUUAUAAGUAGUUGGAUUCGUUUCGUACCCUUGUCGGGAUCAAUUAAUGAGAAGACCAUGAAUAUGUGGUGACUUUCGACAGCCCGGGUUCAACUCCCAUUUUACUGUGGAAAGCCCGUUCCUUCUAUUUUGUGAUUACAGUUAGAAUGUCAGCGACAAGUGAUCAAUUGGAUUGAGAUCUGGAAAAAAUAAAUAAAAAUAAAUAAAUAAAAACGAUUACAGCGUCAC